Messenger RNA from Amphibalanus amphitrite, 2168 nucleotides. RefSeq lists its product as uncharacterized. The coding region runs from base 435 to 1619 and encodes 394 amino acids. The record is from RefSeq and is a predicted model, not a curated record. The transcript has 2 exons. NCBI's taxonomy places the organism in Eukaryota, Metazoa, Arthropoda, Thecostraca, Balanomorpha, Balanidae.
AGUCGGCGGCCGGCUUUCGACUGGUGCGCACACCUCAGCAGCUCCGAGAGUGGCCUGACUCCGUGGAGGAUCACAAUCUAAAAAUUGUGACCGUGGCCAAUGUCGUGAAAACACGUGACUAGCGUGUCACAAUUAUUCCACGCAACAUUUCAACGCUUCUAGCUCCGGUUUCAGCCAGUUAUCAACAAAAAGUGCACUUCUGUAUACUGCUAAGGAAGUGACAAUGCUGUGCAUUGGACGUACCAGCGGAAUGUCGUGAUGGUCUUGGUGCGAAGUGUCAAACUCAUGUGACGUGAGGAAUACUGUAUAAUAUGUGUGAUAUCUGUGUGAUGUGAUAAAUAUACAUUAUUUUGUGAAAUUAAUAUGGCGUAAGACAUAUUCAUUAUUAUAUUGUGAUAUUCAUAUGACAUCCCGUCUGAUAUUUUAAAUGAAACAUGCCAUUUCGGUGGCCCAGUAUGCUUAAGGAUACCCUCAGUGGGCUUAUGUUUCUCCUCGCCGCCGCGACUCUAAUGGUGCUCGCGCUGCACCAUGGCGCUGUGGCGCCGCGUCCAGCGCCCUCCCGCCCCUCUGCCCCUGUCAGAGGCGGCCGCAGAGCGUUCAGGGAGCAGCUGUGGCACCAGUGUCGGAACGUGCUGCUCAUGAGCCAGCUCCAGUUCCCCUGGGAAGUGGACGGCCGGCGUCGGCGGUGCCGGAAAACACAUCGCUCCGUCGAGGAAAUGCUGGAGGGGCUUCGGAAAUUGCAAAAAUCUCAGCCGGGUGAACGAGCCGCCAACGUAGUCUUCAUUGGAGACAGCAGGGUCUAUGGCCUCCAAUCAACUCUGAUGAAAAAACUCAACAUGAGACCGGCUAAUUUCAGUAAUGUGCCCCUGUUCUACAGUGGGAUAUUCUAUUCCAAGGAAGAGCUUCGGAGGGCUAUCCCGUCCUCCGAGAAGCUGUCCGAUCUAAGGAGUGGAUGCACAGAGGCAAAGAUCUACGCUCCGCCAGGUGCGGGGGGCCGGGCGCGCUGUUCGCUGGCAGGUGAGACUGCCACCCUGCGCGGCACGUCCUGGUGGCGACCGUUCCUGCAGCGGCGCUUCGGUGAGCGCCUGGACGCGCUGCUUGCCGAGUGCGAGGUGGGCCGCUGUGCGGACCUGGUGGUCCUCAGCAGUGGCCCGUGGUACGUCACCGCGGAGAGGUACCCCGGAGAAGGAGUCACCAGGCGGGUGGUGAGAUUCAUCGCUGACCUAGCCGCGCAGAGAGCCAGAAUCGCGCGACUGGCGGCUGCCACCAAAGUUGUGUGGAAAGAUAAUGAACCAUUUAUGCCGGAGAUUGCGUACGGACGCAAAUGGCACAUCACCAGAUCGCUGAUGGUUCUGUCGGCCGUGGUUCACGAGGCGGCGAGCCGUGUUCCCCGGCUGUCUGUGUGGACCAGCGGUGUGGCCGAGGUCACGCAGUUCUACCACAGUGUGUGCGUGACCCAUCGGAGCAACUUCAGCGCCGUGACCGGGCCGGUCAGGGGCGAGUGUCGCGAUCCCAUGCACGUGGGAAAGACGCUCUCUUGGAGAAUGCUGCAAACUCUUUUUAAUGUUCUACUGUUUGAUGUGAACACACCCUCUCAAGGUUUGUGCUGUGGAUCGUGAAAAAGUGGUUUCCCGAAAUGAAUGAAUACAGCAUUGGGGCUUGUCACCAACGACAACUACUUACGGGAAUACCUGAGAACGGGUAGGACCCAGGCAUAGAAUAGACUUGUAUUGUGCAAUUGCGUAACUAAACCGUGGGUGCUUUAUCAAACUGAUGUAGGUGCCGGUAUAAAUGUUGUUAAACUGGGACAUGUUAUAAGUACCUGUAGGCGAUCUUCUUUUUAUUUAUUCAAGAAGCUAUCAGGAAGACUUCGGCUCCCUCGGUCAGCCAUGGCGGCAUGUGUUGUAUUUGCUUCCAUUUUACUGAUCGAUUAUUUGGACUGCAUGUUUUGAAAAUUUCGCAAAAUUGUACAACAAUUGUGUGUUGAAUGUGGAGGGCAUACUCGGUGUGGCUUCGAACCGAUCGAUAUUUUGCUGUUUUACUUAUGUUACGUUUUAUUUUUAGCGUUUUUUACUGUUGACUUGGAUGACAAAGGGCGCCGGAGCACUCCUGAGAUCUCCUUUGAAUAUAAAUAAAAGGCUGGGUCACAAGACCGUCUGCACUUAAUA